Molecule: messenger RNA, 1814 nt
Organism: Betta splendens (Siamese fighting fish)
Lineage: Eukaryota; Metazoa; Chordata; Actinopteri; Anabantiformes; Osphronemidae
Gene: cxxc1a
Product: CXXC finger protein 1a
Exons: 10
Coding region: 157-1665 (502 amino acids)
Biological process (GO): positive regulation of DNA-templated transcription
Cellular component (GO): Set1C/COMPASS complex
Molecular function (GO): DNA binding; zinc ion binding
Source: RefSeq, a predicted model, not a curated record
UCUGAAAGAAGAAGACAAGGAUGCAGACGCUUCAACGGACACAGGAAUCUAAAUCUGUGCAGCUGUGUGUAAAAGUGAAAAGCUGUGGCAUCUUGAAGGAGAUAUGCUGAGGAGCGGAGCGGAGCGGAGCAGCGACAACGGCCGGAAAGCAGCAUCAUGAACUUUCAGUCUGAGGAGGUGACGGCAGAAGAGCGACACCCGGAGGAGGAGGAGGAGGAGGAGGAGAAGAUCAGAGGAGCUGACGAGGAGGAUGAAGCUGGAGGAGGCAGAACAAAGGAGGCCAUGAAAACCCCUGGUGCUCCAGUUUACUGCAUCUGCCGGAAGCCAGACAUCAACUGUUUCAUGAUAGGGUGCGACAGCUGCACUGAGUGGUUUCAUGGGGACUGUAUUGGCGUGUCGGAGCGAGCAGCCAAAUCCAUCAGAGUGUGGUACUGUCCGUCCUGCAGAGACCAAGAUUUGUCUCUGGAGAUUAAAUAUCGUCCAAAAAAGACCAAGAAGAGGGAGGAUAAACACUCAGAGCCAGAAAGAGAUGACAAAUUUGACGACAAAGAUGGGAACUCCAUACCCCAGCCACGAAUGGACAGGAGGCGGGGCUGCCAGAUCAAGCGUUCAGCCAGGAUGUGUGGAGAGUGCCAUGCCUGCCUGAGGACGGAGGACUGCGCCCAGUGUGACUUCUGUAAAGACAUGAAGAAGUUUGGAGGUCCCAACAAAAUCAGACAGAAGUGUAGACUCCGGCAAUGUGAGGUCCGAGCCCGGAAGAUGCUUCGUGUACAAGAAGAGGAGAUGAGCCGGAGCAGAGGGUGGGGCCCAUCACGGAAAGGAGCGGGGCACCAGACUGAGGAUGACGAGGAGGAGGAGGAGGAGGAGGAGGAGGAGGAGCAGGAGGGGUUCAGUGAGAGCGAGCUGGAACUGUAUGAGCAGUACAAAGCUGCUGGAUACAGAGACCUGGUGUGGCAUAGUGAGGAGGACGACACGCAGUCAGACUCUCUGAGAAAGAAGGCGGUGAAGGUGAAACACGUUAAGAGACAAGAGAAGAAGACGGAAAAAAAGAAGUCUGUGUCUGCUCCUAAAGAAGAGGCAAAGCCUCGGCGUCACAAGGCCAAGCAGCGUCACAGGGAGCGUGUGCGACACAGCGUGCGGGCGGAAAGUGUCGGUGUUAAAGACGUGUCCGGGACCCUGAGGCAGUGUUUGGGUCCUGGAUGUGUGGAGCCAGCAAGGACCAAUUCCAAGUACUGCUCUGAGGACUGUGGUAUGAAGCUUGCUGCCAAUCGUAUCUAUGAGAUCCUGCCUCAGAGGAUCCAGCAGUGGCAGCAGAGUCCUUGCAUCGCUGAGGAGAUGGGCCGAAGGCAGCUGGAGCGGAUUCGAAAGGAGCAGCAAGCAGCCAGACUGCGGCUCACCACGAUGGAGAAGCGCUUCCAUGAGCUGGAGGGCAUCAUUGCGAAUGCCAAGCUGCAGCAGGUCCAGCACCAUGAGGAGGUGACAGAGGGUGACGGCGAUGACACAGACCUUCAGAUCUUUUGUGUUUCCUGCAGUCAUCCCGUCAACCCCAAGGUUGCGCUGAGGCACAUGGAGAGAUGUUAUGCGAAGGUCAGUGUACAGCAGUUAGAGCCCCAAGACAUGCUGGACGUCCAGACCAGUAUUACCCAGCAUGCGCUGGCAAGAUGAACAUCGCUGGAACUGAAUCUGUCCCAUUUUGAUCCAACAGUACGAGAGUCAGACAUCUUUCGGUUCCAUGUACCCAACACGUAUCGAGGGGUAAGACUGGUGAAACCGUCUGUCAUGUGUUCUAUGUUAUUACUUACUCUCUGUCUGUC